AUGUAUGACAGAAACUUCAGUCAACGGCACAUCCUAUUUCCCAAAGAAGGAGUCUCUGUGGAAAGAGAAUUGAUAGUGGGGAAAAAACUUUAUGAAUGUAAUCGGUGUGGGAAGGCCUUCAACAACAGCUCAUCUCUUAUUUCCCAUCAUGUGAUUCAUACUGGGGAGAAACCUUAUGAGUGUAAUGAAUGUGGGAAGGCAUUCAGGUGCAGUUCAACUCUUACUUUGCAUCAGAGAAUUCAUACUGGAGAGAAACCCUAUGAGUGUCAUGAAUGUGGGAAGGCCUUCCGCCUGAGGUCAAAGCUUACUCAGCAUCAGAGAAUUCACACUGGAGAGAAGCCUUAUGAAUGUAAUGAAUGUAGGAAGGCUUUCACCUGCAGCACAACUCUCUCUCGACACCAGAGAAUUCGUACUGGGGAGAAACCUUAUGACUGUAGUCAAUGUGGGAAGGCCUUCUUCCAGAGGGCACAUCUUACUCAACAUCAAACAAUUCAUACGUGAGAGAAACCCUAUAAAUGCAAUGAAUGUGGAAAGGCCUUCUUCUUGAAGGCAGAACUAAUUGUACAUCAGAGAAUUCACACUGGAGAGAAACCAUAUCAAUGUAAUGAAUGUUGGAAGGCCUUCUGUCUGAGCACACAGCUUAUCCGACAUCAGGCAGUUCAUACAGGUGAGAAACCUUUUGAAUGUAGUGAAUGUGGGAAGGCCUUCUGUGAGAGGUCUAAGCUUACUCAACAUCAAAGAAUUCAUUCUGGAGAGAAACCUUAUGAGUGUAAGGAAUGUGGGAAGGCCUUCCACCUAAGCACACUGCUCACUUGACAUCAGACAAUCCAUUCUGGAGAGAAACCUUAUGAAUGUCAUGAGUGUGGGAAGGUCUUCCGCCUCAGCACCCUGCUCACCCAUCAUCAGGCAAUCCACACGGGAGAGAAGCCUCAUGAAUGCACUGAAUGUGGGAAGGCCUUCCGACAGAGAACAGAACUUACCCAGCACCAGAGAAUUCACACUGGAGAGAAACCAAAUGAAUGUAAGGAAUGUGGGAAAGCCUUCUACCUGAGCAAACAGCUGAUUCUGCAUCAGAGUAUUCAUACUGGAGAAAAUAAUUAUGAAUGUAAUGAGUGUGGAAAAGCUUUCAAUUGCAGCUCAGCUCUGACUCGACAUCAGACAAUUCACACUGGAGAGAAACCUUAUGAAUGUCAUCAAUGUGGGAAGGCCUUCAGGUGCAGUUCAACUCUUAAUUUGCACCAGAGAAUUCAUACUGGAGAGAGACCUUAUGAAUGUAAUGAAUGUGGGAAGGCUUUCUCUGAGAGGCGAAAGCUCACCCAACAUAAGAGAAUGCACACUGGUGAGAAACCUUAUAAAUGUAAUGAGUGUGGGAAGGGCUUCAACUGUAGCACUACCCUUUCUCGACAUCAGAUAAUUCAUACCGGGGAGAAACCUUUUGAAUGCAAUGAAUGUGGAAAGGCCUUCAACCGAAGUGUGACACUCACACGCCAUCAGAUGAUUCACACUGGGGAGAAACCUUACAUUUGUCAUGAGUGUGGGAAGGCCUUCUGCCUGAACAAGCAGCUUAUCCAACACCAGACGAUUCAUGUUGAAGAGAAAUGUUAUUAAUUUAAAUCCUUAUGAGUGAAAUGGUUAUAAGAAUUUUGGCCAGGUCAUGUACUUCAGGGAAAAUUGGGGAAUUCAAUGCAUGUAAUGGUGGUCGACUUUCCUAUGCUAGCUUUUCUAAACCUUUCACUUGUGUUAAGCCCCCCAUCGCCUUACUCCAACAACUCCCACAUUUCAGCUAAUUUGCUUUGCAGAUUGUGUUGAUGUGACAGGAACUUGCUUCCUCAACUCCAUUUUAAAAAAUUCUCAGCAUCAUUAUCUGGCCUCUUUUCCCUUCUAGUCCCUGGGGAAUAGCUCUCCACGCUUUGCUUGCUAAGGCUAAUUCCUUUUCCUGGCCCAUCAUUCUGUUCUUCCCUACUCAAAGGGUGACUCCAGUGAGGUUGGAGAGGCUUGAGCAGUGGCUAGAGCAGAGUAGCCAACAUCAAGGAAAAAGGAGAGAAGAAUACAGAUUCAGUGUCUGAACUCAGAUUGCUGAUGGCUGCCCAGAGGAGGGACCAGAGACCCGCCACGUCACUUGGGAGCAGGAGAUCCCUCAAUGUACAGAAACCAAGAAGUGGAACAGCUUUAGAACAAAUGAAUAAAUGAAAAAGUCUUUAUUAAGCACCUACUGUGUGCCAAGCACUCAUGGGGAGGGCAAGUCUGUAAGAAAUUUCCAGAAAUGUAUUGGUUUGGCUUCUACUUGUAAAUUGGUUGAGGGCUGCUUUGUCGCAAGACAAGUGGGAGGCAUAUAGCCCACAUAAGGUUUGUAGUAAUGCAGUUUGAUUUUAUAUAUACAUAUACAUGUGUGUGUGUGUGUGUGUACUUCUUUGGUCAUGAAUAAAGACUACAU
This is a messenger RNA of Phascolarctos cinereus (koala), 2434 nucleotides long. RefSeq lists its product as uncharacterized. Lineage: Eukaryota; Metazoa; Chordata; Mammalia; Diprotodontia; Phascolarctidae. The record is from RefSeq and is a predicted model, not a curated record.